CUGCUCUAUGGUGCGGGCGGAAGCGGCGCGGGCGGAAGCGGCAGCGGGCAGAAGGAACGCAGGUUGGUUUGUGGAGCACAGAAACGAUGCUGUGGAAAGGAGCUGCUUAACCUCCCACAAUGCCCUUUUCUGACUUUGUCCUAGCCCUGAAGGACAACCCAUAUUUCGGAGCUGGGUUUGGCCUUGUCGGGGUGGGCACGGUCCUGGCAGUGGCUCGUAAAGGGGCCCAGUUUGGGCUGGUGGCUUUCAGGCGCCACUACAUGAUCACCUUGGAGGUGCCCAGCAAGGACAAGAGCUACCAGUGGCUGCUGAACUGGGUGUCCCACCAUGCCAAGCACACGCAGCACCUCAGUGUGGAGACAUCAUACCUGCAGCAUGAGAGUGGGCGUGUCAGCACCAAGUUUGACUUUGUCCCCAGCAUUGGGAAUCAUUUCAUCUGGUAUCGCAGGAAGUGGAUUCGCAUUGAGCGCAGCCGGGAGACGCAGGUGAUUGACCUGAACACAGGGACCCCCUGGGAGUCUGUCACCUUCACUGCGCUGGGCACCGACCGGGAGAUCUUCUUCAACAUCCUCCAGGAAGCCCGGGAGCUGGCACUGCAGAAGCAGGAGGGGAAGACACUCAUGUACACGGCCGUGGGAGCAGAGUGGCGGCAGUUCGGCUUCCCCCGCCGCCGCCGGCCCCUCAGCUCCGUGGUGCUGGAGAAGGGUGUGUCGGAGAGGCUGGUUCAGGACGUGAAGGAGUUCAUCAGCAAUUCCAAGUGGUACAGUGACAGAGGAAUCCCCUACCGAAGAGGUUACCUGCUGUACGGUCCUCCUGGCUGUGGGAAAAGCAGCUUCAUCACAGCCCUGGCCGGGGAGCUGGAGUACAGUAUCUGCCUGCUGAGCCUUAGUGACCACAGCCUCUCUGACGACCGGCUCAAUCACCUCCUGAGCGUGGCACCACAGCAGAGCAUUAUCCUGCUGGAGGAUGUGGACGCUGCCUUCAUCAGCCGGGACCUGGCCGCUGAGAACCCUGCUGCGUACCAAGGCAUGGGGCGCUUGACCUUCAGCGGCCUCCUCAACGCGCUGGAUGGCGUGGCAUCCACAGAGGCCAGGAUUGUCUUCAUGACCACCAACUAUGUGGACAGGCUGGAUCCAGCCCUGGUGCGUCCUGGCCGUGUGGAUCUCAAGCAGUACGUGGGCCAUUGCUCCCACUGGCAGCUUUCCUGCAUGUUCCAGCGCUUCUAUCCUGAGCAGCCCGUGGCUGCAGCUGAGCGGUUUGCAGAGCAGGCAUUGGCCGUCUCCAAACAGAUCAGUGCUGCCCAGGUGCAGGGCCACUUCAUGCUCUACAAGAUGGACCCUGAAGGAGCCAUUUCAAACAUAAGCUCUAUCCUGCUGUGACCUGGGGCCAGCAACACUGAGAGGACUGGGACAAAGAUGUGACCAUCCCAGAGAUGCCAUGAAGCUGCCCAGAUGCACAGGCCAGGUCUCUGUUCACCUUUACCCCUCCAAUGCCUUGUUUUGGAGAGUCAGAGCUGCCAGCCUUGCAGCAGGGAGAGGGAAUCAGCUCUUGCUGCUCCCCAAAUUUGUGUGCUACUGCACCAGCCCUGCUCACCAGUGUGUGCCUCAUGUUGGGAUUUCUGUAAGCUGCUAACGCUCUUGGAUGUGAAUCCUCUUCCUUGUGGGUCAGCCUGGGGGUUUCCUUGGGGCAGGAUAUUGGGGUGCUACACUGCUAAAAGCUGCUGGUUUUUUAAAGGACAACGGUCUCACUGGUUUGUGAAUAUCCUCUGUGAAAUGCACAACAUGGCUCUUGUCUCUCUGG
Molecule: messenger RNA, 1800 nt
Organism: Lepidothrix coronata (blue-crowned manakin)
Lineage: Eukaryota; Metazoa; Chordata; Aves; Passeriformes; Pipridae
Gene: BCS1L
Product: mitochondrial chaperone BCS1
Exons: 8
Coding region: 120-1379 (419 amino acids)
Biological process (GO): protein insertion into mitochondrial inner membrane from matrix; mitochondrial respiratory chain complex III assembly
Cellular component (GO): mitochondrial inner membrane
Molecular function (GO): ATP binding; ATP hydrolysis activity
Source: RefSeq, a predicted model, not a curated record